Molecule: messenger RNA, 2225 nt
Organism: Boeremia exigua
Lineage: Eukaryota; Fungi; Ascomycota; Dothideomycetes; Pleosporales; Didymellaceae
Product: heat shock protein-like protein 60
Exons: 3
Coding region: 128-1885 (585 amino acids)
Biological process (GO): protein refolding; protein import into mitochondrial intermembrane space; apoptotic mitochondrial changes
Cellular component (GO): mitochondrial inner membrane; mitochondrial matrix
Molecular function (GO): protein-folding chaperone binding; ATP-dependent protein folding chaperone; ATP binding
Source: RefSeq, a predicted model, not a curated record
CUAUCAACUCCGCAAUCCUCCUCACCUCUUUCGCAACCUCAUCUCUUCCUCGUCAUCUUGCAUUAGGCUGGAGUCUGGGAGCAAAGCUUGAGAAUCCUUUCCCGAAUACACAUCCAAUUCCUUCACAAUGCAGAGAGCUUUUACCGCCCGCGCGCGGACUUCCGCUUUGAAGUCGAGCGCUAGGAGCUUCAACCUCCAGCAGCAGAGGUUCGCCCACAAGGAGCUCAAGUUCGGCGUCGAGGGACGCGCUGCCCUGCUCAAGGGUGUCGACACAAUCGCCCGCGCUGUAGCAACAACACUCGGUCCUAAGGGUCGCAACGUCAUCAUCGAGUCCAGCUACGGCUCGCCCAAGAUCACAAAGGAUGGUGUAACCGUCUCCAAGGCCAUCACGCUGGAGGACAAGUUCGAGAACCUCGGUGCUCGCCUUCUCCAGGACGUCGCCUCCAAGACCAACGAGGUCGCCGGUGACGGUACCACAACUGCCACCGUUCUCGCCCGCGCCAUCUUCUCUGAGACCGUCAAGAACGUUGCCGCCGGAUGCAACCCCAUGGAUUUGAGGCGCGGUACCCAGGCCGCUGUUGAGGCCGUCGUUGAGUACCUGCGCGCAAACAAGAAGGAGAUCACCACCAGCGAGGAGAUCUCUCAGGUCGCUACUAUCUCUGCCAACGGCGACACACACAUUGGCAAGCUCCUCUCCAACGCAAUGGAGAAGGUUGGCAAGGAGGGUGUCAUUACCGUCAAGGAGGGCAAGACCAUCGAAGAUGAGCUCGAGAUUACCGAGGGCAUGAAGUUCGACCGUGGUUACAUCUCCCCCUACUUCAUCACUGACACCAAGAGCUCCAAGGUCGAAUUCGAAAACCCCCUGGUUCUCCUCUCCGAGAAGAAGAUCUCUGCUGUCCAGGACAUCAUCCCCGCUCUUGAGGCCUCUCAGCAGCAGCGCCGUCCCCUUCUCAUCAUUGCCGAGGACAUUGAGGGCGAGGCUCUUGCCGUCUGCAUUCUCAACAAGCUCCGUGGCCAACUCCAGGUCGCCGCCGUCAAGGCUCCCGGCUUUGGUGACAACCGCAAGUCCAUCCUUGGCGAUCUUGCUGUCCUGACCAACGCUACCGUUUUCAGCGAUGACCUCGAGAUCAAGCUCGAGAAGGCCACUGCCGACAUGUUCGGUGCGACUGGUGCCGUCACAAUUACCAAGGAGGACACAAUCUUCCUGAACGGCAGCGGCAGCAAGGAUGCCGUUGCUCAGCGUUGCGAGCAGAUCCGUGGCGUUAUGGCCGACCCCUCCACCUCUGAGUACGAGAAGGAGAAGCUCCAGGAGCGUCUCGCCAAGCUUUCUGGCGGUGUUGCCGUGAUCAAGGUUGGUGGUUCCUCUGAGGUUGAGGUCGGUGAGAAGAAGGAUCGCAUCGUCGAUGCUCUGAACGCCACCCGUGCUGCUGUUGAGGAGGGUAUCCUUCCCGGUGGUGGUACUGGUCUCCUCAAGGCCUCGGUCAACGCCCUCAACAAUGUUAAGGCCGCCAACUUCGACCAGCAGCUUGGUAUCACAAUCGUCAAGAAUGCCAUUACCCACCCUGCCCGCAAGAUCGUCGAGAACGCUGGCGCCGAAGGCUCCGUCGUUGUCGGUAAGCUUACCGACGAGUUCGCUAGCGAUUUCAACAUGGGUUACAACAGCGCUGAGGGCAAGUACGUCAACAUGAUCGAUGCUGGUAUCCUUGACCCCUUCAAGGUUGUCCGUACUGCACUUGUCGAUGCCAGUGGUGUUGCUUCCCUUCUCGGAACAACCGAGGUCGCAAUUGUUGAAGCACCCGAGCCACGCGGCGCUGGUGGUCCUGCUGGUGGAAUGGGCAUGGGCGGCGGCGGCAUGGGCGGCAUGAUGGGAGGGAUGGGAAUGUAAGAAAAGGCGUGUCUGACUGACCGUCCCUUCGAUUCUCACCCCUCUUCUCUAUACCCUCUUUAGUACUCAGGUCAUUCCCAGCGACGGUUCAUGUACACGAUAUUGGGUUGGUACUCCGCUCUUGUUCUCCCCUGUCUUCAUAAUUACUUGUACGAAAAGCGCAGCAUUUGUUUGGGAUAGUUGUACGAUAUCACGUGUAUUUAGAAGGAAUCCUGGGAAGGACAAGAUGUAAAAGUGACCACGGAAAUGUAAACAAGUUCAAAUGUAUUCUCAUGAAUCACUCUGAUGACUACAAAGUUGCGGUUUAGCAGAAGGAUCACUUACAUAUAGCUCAGCAAAG